Messenger RNA from Megalobrama amblycephala (Wuchang bream), 2201 nucleotides. Its product is annotated as immune-associated nucleotide-binding protein 9. The transcript has 5 exons. Gene Ontology annotation, molecular function: GTP binding. The record is from RefSeq and is a predicted model, not a curated record. The coding region runs from base 596 to 2200 and encodes 534 amino acids. Lineage: Eukaryota; Metazoa; Chordata; Actinopteri; Cypriniformes; Xenocyprididae.
CCGGCUUUACUGACGAAAUGCGCGUGAGAAUCGCAUGCGAUAUAUCGCCCAGCCCUACGCUCAGGUGGAGAACAGUGACUGGAUCUAACACCUUAAGAUGACGCACAGCUCAUAUCUCUGUCGCUGUACACAAAACACCGGCUCUCUUGCUUUGUAUGACGUGACAGACAACUAGUUGUCCAGUACGGUUCCGUUCCCACAGUGCGAAUAGUCCUGAAAAUUUACAGGUGUGAGUUCGGUUAUAGAAUGCGAUUGUCACUCCCGUAAUAUCAGCCUUCAUUGCUGUCAGUAUAUCAUUUGUACUAUUUCAAAUGUUAUAUGUAAGUAGGUCCAUUUCAUCUCUCAUAUCACAGAGAGAAAUACAACAUACGUCAGUAGUAGAUAAACAACUGGAAUUACUUCUUUUUUUUUCUUGCUCAUGUUUUGAUUGGUUAAACUGCCUGUGUGACGUGCACUUGUGCCAUAUAAAGUUUUCACUUCAGUUUGAGUGACACUUUGUUUUACAGUUUAACAAACCCUGCAUGCUUAAAAAUAAUAGAAACAAGUGAUUUAUUCACAGCUUUCUGUUAAGAAUUCAGAACCAAACAGAAACAAAAUGAGCGAAAGAGUACCUCUAAUUUCAAAAGAAGAUGGCAUUAAUUUGGCAGAAAUAAAACCAUCUGCUGCAGCGAGACAAAUUAAAAAGACGUCACUGAAACUAUCUCGCCUACACAAAUCAGAGGCUCAUGGGAGGACACAGAAAAGGACAGAACACAACACAAUAGCAAUUCCAGCUGAACUCAGGAUUGUUCUGGUGGGUAAAACUGGAUCAGGAAAGAGUUCAACGGGAAACACCAUCCUGGGUCAAAAGUAUUUUAAGGAGGAUGUUUCACCAGUGUCAGUUACUAGAACCUGUGAGAGAGCAGAUGUAAAGUUGGGUGACCGGAUCAUCUCAGUCAUCGACACUCCAGGCCUGUUUGAUACGACAAUGUCAAAACAGAAAAUAAAGGAUGAAAUAGUAAAGUGUGUCUACAUGACUGUUCCUGGUCCUCAUGCAUUUCUGCUGGUCAUCAGAUUGGGUGUGAGGUUCACAGAGGAGGAGAAAAACACAAUUAAAUGGAUUCAGGAGAACUUUGGAGAAGAAGCUACUUGUUACACCAUCAUUCUGUUCACUCAUGCUGAUCAUCUCAGGGGGAAACCAUUAGAUGUGUAUGUCAGUGAAAGUAAAGAUCUCCAGGCUCUUGUUAAUGACGUUGGUGACAGAUUUAUCUCAUUCAAUAAUGAGGACAUGGAGAACCGCAAUCAGGUCACUGAACUGCUGGAGAAGAUUGAGAAGUUGAUGCUGGUGAAUGGAGGAAAGCACUACACUGAUGAGAUGUACCAGGAUGCUCAGAGCAGGAUAGUAGAUAGAUCACAGUUCUGGUCUGGGAAACCGAGAAUUGUGCUGCUGGGUAAAACUGGAUCAGGAAAGACCAGUGCAGUAGAAACCAUUGUAGGCCAAAGUUUUGAAAGGAGAAAUGCUGCUACUGAAACCUGUGAGCUAAAAGAAGCACAUGUGAAUGGAAAGAGCAUCACAAUAAUCGACACUCCAGGACUGAUUGAUGCAGCAGAGAAGAAGAUUAAGAAUGAAAUAGAGAAGUUUGUCAUCAAGUCUGCUCCUGGUCCUCAUGUGUUUCUGCUGGUGAUCAGACUGGAUUCGAGAUUCGAAGAGGAAGAGACAAACAUAAUGACAUGGAUUCAUGAGAACAUUGGAGAAGAUGCUGCAUGUUACACCAUUGUUCUGUUCACUCACGCCGAUCAGCUGAGGGGGAAAUCGUUAGAUGAGCAAAACAAAGACAGUGCAGAUCUUCAGGUGAUUACUGACAGUUUUGGUAGCAGAUAUCACUCAUUUACCAGUGAAGACAAGGAGAACCAGGUCACGGAACUGAUGGAGAAGAUUGAGAAGAUAGCAGAGGGAAAUGGAUGGAAGUACUACACAAAUGAGAGGUUUAAAAAAAUUAUAGAAAGAGAUGUAUAUUUAGAGAAAGUUAAGGAAACCCUACAUAAGGUCGCAUUAGGAGUUGGACCAGUCGGAGCAGCAGCCAUGGUGACAGGAGGCGUCGUCCUGGGCGUAACGGAGCUGGUUUUGGCACCAGCGGUGUUACUCGCUGGAGGCAGUCUGUUUUUAGUUGGAGCAGCUGGAUUGUAUAUUGGAAAAAAAUUGAUUAAAAAAACUAAAUGAU